This is a messenger RNA of Onthophagus taurus, 4198 nucleotides long. The record is from RefSeq and is a predicted model, not a curated record. NCBI's taxonomy places the organism in Eukaryota, Metazoa, Arthropoda, Insecta, Coleoptera, Scarabaeidae.
ACCAGAUUGUUGUCUCGACAAGUUUUGAGAACCUGAAUUGUGUAGCCUCGCAGUCUCAUGUUAGAUUUAAGAGUUUUCUUUAUUCAUUAUAAGAGAAUUAAUUUAUGUGUAUAUAGUGAUUAGAAUUUUUCGUGGCAGAUCGUUUUAUUGAAUUGACUUCAAACAAUAAAAAAAAUGUACGCAAACCGUCGAAACAGACAGUCCUUGCAGAACGAGCACACCGAGGAUUUUCGCAUUGGAAUCGACAUAAUUUUCAGAGAUUUCUGUGCAGAUCCCGGAGUCACCGAGUUUACAUUCAAACCGAAUUUGAAUAACGUUGAGCGGAAAUACAUCCACGAAAAGUGCCGCCGUUUGGGUUUGAAAUCAAAAUCGAAAGGAAAAGAGCCGAAUCGAACCUUAACAAUGUUUAAAAACGUAACUUCAAAUCAAGGUACAUUUGAAUUUAAAAUUGGUAACGACGCUAAGAGUAAAUUGAAGCAUUUCGUGAUGAAUAACUGUAACGGGCCCACUGCUACGUUUAACGACCUUCAUCAGGUUGUUAUUACGAAUGGAAGCGAGGGUAAUUUAUGCUUUGGGGAUCCCCCUUUUGUCAAUGGCCCGAGUUCGUAUGAAUUUGCUGAUUUUAGAAGUAAUCUUCCCGUUUUUGAAAUGAGAAAUUUUAUUUUGGAAACGAUUGAAAGGAAUUCCGUUACGAUUAUUUCCGGAGAAACCGGUUCGGGAAAAACCACCCAGAUUCCUCAAUACCUCUUGGAAUACUCAAAUUCACUUAAUAAACCUUGUAGAAUUAUUUGCACACAACCAAGGAGAAUUUCCACCGUUGCUGUAGCUGAAAGGGUUUCAAUUGAAAGAGGGGAACGAGUUGGCGAAACUUGUGGUUACCAAAUAAAAUUAGAUUGUUGCUUAGGACCUACAACUUCACUAAUUUAUUGUACAACCGGCGUUUUAUUGCGUACAUUAAUGAGCGGAUUCGCCGUUUUGAAGAAUGUAUCUUACAUAAUAAUCGACGAAAUCCACGAAAGAGAUAAAUUUACCGAUUUCGUUUUGAUCAGUCUUCGAGAAUGUAUAAAACAAUUCCCGAAUUUGCGUUUAAUAUUAAUGUCGGCUACGUUGGACGUGGAAUUAUUCGAGAAUUACUUUGGGAACGUCGCUAAAGUUGAAGUCAAAGGAAGAACAUAUCCCAUACAACAUUACUUCCUCGAAAAUAUAUUACUUGAAUUAAAUUAUGAGUCUGAACAGAUGAAAUUGAUUCAGAAAAAAAAUAGCAAACAAAACAAUGAAAUAGCCGAAAGUAAUAAAAUUAAUGAAGUUGUAGUAGUCGAUCAAGAUGUAUUAAGAGAAAUGGAUGAAGCUUUAUUGCAUUACAUUUCAAUUCCUAACGAAGAAAAUUUCAUUCAAGUCUUACAUCUUAUUUUAUCCGAAGAAGUUUCUGUUAAUCAUCAGCACAGUGGUGCAGGAUACACGCUUUUGAUGGCAGCUGCGGCUAAUGGUCAUAUUGAAUUUGUUGAAAAAUUACUAAAUUUAGGUGCUGAUGUAUCAUUAAAAUCACAACAAAAUUGCACAGCAAUCGAUAUGGCUGAACAAAACUGCCAUAACGGCGUAGUAACCCUGAUUCGAUAUUUCGAAUACAUGAAGAGACAAGUUCACAAUGACGUUUUAAGUCUGUACAAUCAAACGAUUCUUGAAGACAUAAUCGACCACGAUUUAAUCGUUGCGAUCAUCACACAUAUCCAUCAAACUGAGAUUAAAAACAAUAUGGGGGUUCUCGUAUUCCUUCCGGGUUACGAAGAUAUCAUGCUUCAACUUGAAGCUUUAUCUGCAUCUCCUGUUGGAAAGUUUCUCAAAAUUUGCGUAUUACACGGAAGCAUGAUGGUUAAUGCGCAACACGACGUUUUCAAGCGAUCGCAACAACGCAAAGUGAUUUUAUCAACGAAUGUUGCUGAAACGAGUAUUACCAUUGAUGAUAUUGCCCAUGUUAUUGAUACUGGGAAGGUUAAACAGAAAUCGUACGAUUCGUUGAAUGGAACAUCUACUUUGGAAACUACAUGGAUUAGUAUUGCUUCUUUAAAACAAAGAGCCGGGAGAGCUGGAAGAUGCGCUCCAGGAAAAUGUUAUCAUAUAUUUUCUAGGACGCGUUAUGAGUCGCUUUUAAUAAAUACCAUACCGGAAAUACUCACGGUACCUUUACAUGAACUUUGCCUCCAAACCAAACAACUCGCCCCACACGGGAUGAAAAUAGCCGAUUUUCUUUCAAAAGCCCUCGAAGCCCCAAACACUCACGUUAUAGUGAAUGCGAUAAACGAUUUAGUUUCGCUUGGAGCUCUCGAUUCUAACGAAAGCCUAACCGUUCUUGGUUCUCAUUUACUUCGUCUCUGUAUCGAACCCCAUUUGGGUAAAAUGCUAAUCUAUUCGGUAAUUUUUAAAUGUCUCGAUCCCGUUUUAACCGUCGUUGCUACUUUGACCCAUAAAGAUCCUUUCGUUUUACCAACGAAAGGUUCCGAAAAAGUCGAAGCUCUGAAACGAAAGAAAUCGUUAACUUGCGGGACGUUCAGCGAUCAUAUGGCCCUGUUAAUGGUGUACCAAAAAUGGCAGGAAGCGAAAUUAACUAAGACGGAAAGGAAGUUUUAUCGCGAAUAUUACGUUAGUCCGAGUUGUAUGGAUAUGAUUUCGGCGACGAGAUGCCAUUUGGUUAGCUUGUUAAGGCAGUCUGGUUUGGUGCCGGUUUCCAGUGGCAUUAGGAAUUUAGUACAAUUUAAUAGAAGUUGGCCAAUUGUUAAAGCAGCGCUAUGUGCGGGGUUAUAUCCGAAUGUUGUGUUUUCGCAUCACAAUAAAGUGGUUUCAAGAAAUGAAAAGAGGGUUUUAAUGCAUUCGACUUCGUGUCUUCGAGGAACCAUGGAAUACUCAUCAGGAUUAUGGUUUGUUUUUGAUGAAAUGUCAAAACUUGGGAAUUUGUGCAAUUUAAAAGGAGUUACUGCUGUUACUCCAUUAACUAUUGUUUUAACCGCUGGUUCAACUUUGCGAUUUGAUCCGGAAUCGUCAAUAAUGGAAAUCGAUGAUUCUUUAAAUGUGAACUUGGGUGGCGAUGUAGUGUGGAAAUUUCGACUUGCUUUAAACGACAUGAUUCAACGUCACGUCACGCAACCAUCUGCUAAAACUACAAAAUUCGAAACGGAUCUUCUCGGACUUUUUAAUUAUGUUCUUGUAAUCGAAGAGUCUUAUUUUAAUCUUGUUCAACCGUUUGAAUUUGGAAAAAGGCCACGACUCCCACCAGGAAGCAAUGGAUAUUUGCAUUUUAACACAAACGGCGAAUCAUCGAACGACUUCGAUCCAAAUAUGGAACCUAAUUUCGGUGAUAAUGUUGAAAGGAAUCAGCAGGUUCUUAAAAGAAAUUUUAAUGGAAUUCCAAAUGAUGCUGAUGAUAAUCAUGAUCAUCAAAGUGGUAGUUCGAAACAAUACCAACCUUGUUUGAAAACUGGUUCUUCUAAACGACAAGGUUGCGGACCACAUUCAAAACAGCCUGAAUUGAGUCAUACCAGCGGGAAUGGAGCAAACGUUCCAAGCACAUCUCAAGAUGGUGUUUUUAGUGAUCAUCGCCGUUUUGGUAUUCCAACGAAUGUGUUGAUUGAUAUGACAGCGACUAUAGGACCAGUAUAUCGUUUUGGUCCGUCGUCGAUAUUUUAUGUUAUCCGUCCAUUGGAAUUGAGCAAUAUCAUGAUUAGUUUAUCGCAAGGAAUUUGGAAUUUCGCCCCGCAAACUGAGCGGAAGGUUUUUAGGAGCUUCUUGGAAAAUCAAAAGACUUUUCUUCUAUACAACGUUCUAGGAACUUCGGAAUUUCAAGCUUUAGCCCAAUUAAUGUCUACUAAUGACGGUCAAUAUAACACACCUGCCAAAAUUAAUUGGUUAAGUACACAAGGAGUUACAUACGAUCAAAUCAGGGGAUUUUUUCCAAAUGGGAUCAAUUACUUCGUGGAUGGGUAUCAAAUUAGUAGGGAGAUUGGCAUAAAAAUAGCCACGUUGAUGAUGGAACGUAACGAUCAACCUAACGUUUUCGCACGUCCAAUUUUGGAGUUUCCUGAAAGAAGGAGUGGAGGUUAUAAGAAACCACGUUGGAGAGGUGGAUGGAGAGGAAGGAGAAAUAAUCAUCAGUGGUAAUUUUUGUUAUUUGUUGAAUUAACUAUUAAAAAAUGACUUUUAUGUUUUA